AUGGAUGGAUGGUUUAACAUCUACUGCUAUCAGAGACACACACUGGGUGCUGCUCCAGCUGAAGAAAUUCAGAGUUUCGCAUUGAGGCUCCUCACUUGUAAGUUCAAGUCCAGUGAAGACCAACUAGCCGCGGCUCGGGCGAGCGCUAAUGUUGCUGUAUGCUGUCCUACUGACACCGACAAGGCCCACGAUGAGAUCUUCAAGCGAAUCAUAGAAAUGAAUGAGGAACCCGAGGAUGAGUCCAUAGGGUUGGUGGACGCUGCACAUGCCUGUCUACUGCUGGGAGAUGGUUUGGAAGGGCUGGCAGCCCGCUACUUGAGGGACUCACUCAGGAGCACCGACAAGGCCGUGAGGGCUCGGGCCUUCAGUGCUGCUACUCGGACAAAUCGCAGAGUCUCCUGUCUGGUGCCUGCCUUGGUCGAAUACGCUAGCUUGCGAGAAGCCGCUGCUCCGGUGCUCUUCGAAACCAUCGCUAAGCAUUUGUCUGUUGAUACCUUGUCGGGAAUUGACGCCUUGCUAGUCGCACAAGCUGAACAGGCGGCGGCUCUCCGUCAUGCUACAAUACCGGAGAUUUGUGCUCAGCGGGGAGCGGUAUUGCCUGUGAGUGUCCGUGUAAUUGACAUCGAGGGGGCGCCUGCUGCUCUCAAACGGCUGGCGGCUCGCUUGGUGUCUGAAUGCCUCCAAGAUGGACGGUAUCAGCCAUUGCGCAUGCAUGCCAUCGACGAGCUCGCCAAGUGUCCUAACCCUCCUGAUAUCCUGCUGGACCAGGCCUUGAAGCCCUGCGAGGAGCUGCGAAACCCUAAGGAUCGAACGCUAGGGUCGAAGUCUCGUGUCAGGCACCCGGGGACUUGA
Perkinsus marinus ATCC 50983 is the source of this 852-nucleotide messenger RNA. RefSeq lists its product as hypothetical. The transcript is spliced from 2 exons. The record is from RefSeq and is a predicted model, not a curated record. Lineage: Eukaryota; Perkinsozoa; Perkinsida; Perkinsidae. The coding region runs from base 1 to 852 and encodes 283 amino acids.